UCAGCAUCAGCACCAGCAGAGACGUCUCCCUCCUCUCUCCUCCUCUGCUCUGCUCUCCUCUCCUCUCCUCUCUUCCUCCGUCCACUGCGGUACAUCGGCCCGUUUUCCUCACACCCAGCUCGCCAUGGACAACUCCGGCAAAGAGAAGGAGGCCAUGCAGCUGAUGGCUGACGCCGACAAAAAGGUCAAGGCGUCCGGAUCCUUCCUCGGGGGGAUGUUCGGCGGGAACCAUAAGGUGGAGGACGCCUGCGAAAUGUACGCCAGAGCAGCCAACAUGUUCAAGAUGGCCAAGAACUGGAGUGCUGCUGGGAAUGCGUUCUGUCAGGCCGCUCGUCUCCACAUGCAGCUCCAGAACAAACUGGACUCUGCCACCAGCUUCGUCGACGCCGGCAACGCCUACAAGAAGGCCGACCCACAGGAGGCCAUCAACUGUCUAAAUCAGGCCAUUGACAUCUACACUGACAUGGGUCGCUUUACCAUUGCAGCCAAACAUCACAUCACUAUAGCAGAGAUUUAUGAGUCUGAGCUGGUGGACAUUGAGAAGGCCAUUGCUCACUACGAGCAGGCAGCAGAUUACUACAAGGGAGAAGAGUCAAACAGCUCAGCCAACAAAUGUCUUCUGAAGGUCGGACACUACAGUGCUCAGCUGGAGCAGUACCAGAAAGCCAUUGAAAUCUACGAACAGGUUGCAAUGAGCACCAUGGACAAUCCUCUGUUAAAGUACAACGCUAAAGAGUAUUUCUUCAAGGCUUCACUGUGUCACUUCAUAGUGGACGAACUGAAUGCGAAGCUCGCCAUAGAGAAGUAUGAGGAGAUGUUCCCAGCCUUCUCUGACUCAAGAGAGCUCAAACUGUUGAAGAAACUCCUAGACGCCCACGAGGAGCAGAACAGCGAGGCGUUCACAGAGGCCGUGAAGGAGUUCGACUCAGUGUCUCGUCUGGAUCAGUGGCUGACCACCAUGCUGCUGCGCAUCAAAAAGACCAUCCAAGGAGAUGCCGGAGACCUAAAAUAGACACCUUUAGGACAGGGGCGAGAGGGGGGGAGACGGGAAAAGAGGGUGGUAUAGAAAGGUUAAAGAGACCAACAGGUGGGGAACCUGUGUUAAGGUGAGGAAAAGGGUGUAGGAAUAGAAGCUGAGAGAUAAAAGGGGAGGUUAUAGAGGGAGGGUGGGAGUUCACAGUUGUACAUAUCAGUCUGCAUGUGACCCCCCAGUGAGCUUAUCAUCUCCUUUAAAUCAUCGUUUGAUGACCGCGUGUCCCCAGUCCUGCAGUAUUGCUCUCGUAACACUGGACAAAACUGUAAUUAAAGAGAAAAUAAAUGUGUGUGUGAAGGAUGAGUGUGUGUGAGAGAGAGUGUGUCCACUGCAGUAAAGUCAAUUAUAUAUGAGAUUUAACUAUAUGUCACAGAAAAUGCUAAAAAAAGAGUUAUUUAUUGAUAUUCCUUGUCAAUACUGAAAAUAUCUAUUGUUUAUUUCGGUGCUCAGUGUUACGGUUUGUCUUAAUAUUUUAGGUAUUAGCCCUUCUCUUGUUGUUCCCCUUUACUUUCUUUCCUCAUCUAUUCUUCCUCCUCCUCCAUUCUCUUCCCUCGUCCUCUCCUCCUCACCCCGUCAAUUCAGCGCCAUCACCCAUUGUGAUUGGUUGGCUCUUUGUAUUCAGGCCAACGUUUGGUGGGCGCAGAUAGCACCGCAGCGCUUCCUCCCGUCACUUCCUUGUUUGUGCAUGUCUACCGUCAUGUUUGAUGUAAGUGUUCUCCGUGUCGUGCUAACGUGUCAAGAACAUACAUGUAGCCUGGUAUCAUUUGUGUGAAAUCAGUAAAUAUGUAUCCCAGAUACAGAGUUGAAAUAAAAACAUUGUCACUCCA
Mugil cephalus (flathead mullet) is the source of this 1860-nucleotide messenger RNA. It is a transcript of the gene napba, whose product is annotated as N-ethylmaleimide-sensitive factor attachment protein, beta a. NCBI's taxonomy places the organism in Eukaryota, Metazoa, Chordata, Actinopteri, Mugiliformes, Mugilidae. Gene Ontology annotation, cellular component: synaptobrevin 2-SNAP-25-syntaxin-1a complex; terminal bouton; vacuolar membrane. The record is from RefSeq and is a predicted model, not a curated record. Bases 125 to 1012 code for a protein of 295 amino acids. The transcript is spliced from 10 exons. Gene Ontology annotation, molecular function: syntaxin binding; soluble NSF attachment protein activity. Gene Ontology annotation, biological process: SNARE complex disassembly; intracellular protein transport; regulation of synaptic vesicle priming.